AUGUUCAUGAUAUUUGGAACUAAUAUAACGAAGGUCUGUAGAUCAACGAAUGUGGUGAGAAUAGGUUUAUUUGGAAAUAGAACUUAUUCCUUACUCACUGCGAAAAAUAAUUCGGAAGUCUUAAUAAAAAGAACCAAUUUGGUCAGGAUAAAACGAAAAAAUAUACUACGCUUGUACGCAACAGAAGUCGAUCCAACAAAGCAACCUAAGGGUAACGAUAAAAGCGAUAAAGAUGUAGAAGAUAAAAAAGAUCAUAAUCAGUCAACUAAUAAAGAACAAAAAGACCAAAGUGAGGUUAAAAUUCCAAAAGGAUUUUCGAAUUUUUCAAAUAAUAAAAAUGUUAAAAUAAAAGGGGAAACUCCAAAACUCGAAAGUCCUCCUCGUUCCCAAAAGGAUCGAAAAUCAUCAGAAAAACAACCACAACAAAUGCCAAAUAUUCGAGAAUUUAAUUUACAACUUAAUGCCAAUACUAUACUUCCUCUCCUGUUUUCAUUAUAUGUUCUUUAUAAACUAACAGGAGGUAGUGACAAUUCUCGUGAAAUUACAUGGCAAGAGUUCCGGACAGCAUUUUUGGAUAAAGGUUUAGUAGAUAAAUUGGUUGUAGUGAAUAGAAAAAAAGUUCGAGUUUAUUUACAUUCAAAUGCUACUGGACAAAUGUAUCCAAAUACUUCAUCUUUACCAAAUACAAGUUAUUAUUUCAGUAUCGGAUCAGUAGAAGCAUUUGAAAGAAAGUUGGAUGCAGCUCAAAAAGAAUUAGGAAUUCCAUCAUCUGAGCGAAUCCCAGUGGCAUAUCAUGAUGAAGUUAAUAUAUGGAAUACAUUAUUACAUUUUGCACCAACUCUCCUUUUGACUGGUGUAUUAUUUUAUAUGACAAGACGUGCAAGUGGUGCUUCGGGUUCACAGGGAAUUUUUGGUAUUGGAAAGUCUAAAGCAAAAUUAUUUAAUCAGGAAACUGAAGUAAGAGUAAAGUUUAAAGAUGUUGCAGGUAUGGAUGAAGCUAAAGAAGAAAUAAUGGAAUUUGUUAAAUUUUUAAAGGAUCCAUCUGCUUAUGAAAAAUUGGGAGCUAAAAUUCCAAAGGGUGCUAUCUUAAGUGGUCCCCCUGGUACAGGUAAAACUUUACUUGCUAAGGCAACAGCGGGUGAAGCAGGUGUACCUUUCUUGAGUGUUUCUGGGUCAGAAUUUGUAGAAAUGUUUGUUGGUGUUGGUCCAUCUCGAGUUCGUGAUUUAUUUGCCAAUGCUAAAAAACAUGCACCAUGCAUUAUUUUUGUUGAUGAAAUUGAUGCAAUUGGAAAAUCACGUGGAAAAACGGGACAAUUUGGAGGGAAUGAUGAACGUGAAAGUACUUUAAAUCAAUUACUUGUGGAAAUGGAUGGAUUUGGUUCAAGCGAACACGUUGUAGUUUUAGCUGGUACAAAUCGACCAGAUGUAUUAGAUCCUGCAUUGAUGCGUCCGGGUCGAUUUGAUCGUCAUAUCGCUAUUGAUCGGCCUGAUGUAAAAGGUAGAGAAGCAAUUUUUAAAGUACAUUUAAAACCUAUAAAGACCAAAGAAGAUAUUGAUCGUUUAUCAAAAAAACUAGCCAGUUUUACACCAGGAUUUUCUGGAGCCGAUAUAGCCAAUGUAUGUAAUGAGGCAGCAUUAAUAGCUGCACGUUAUCAUAAAGAUUCAGUAUCAGAGGAACAUUUUGAGCAAGCUAUUGAACGUGUAAUUGCAGGAAUAGAAAAGAAAUCACGUGUAUUAUCUCCUGAAGAGAAAAAAACAGUAGCAUAUCACGAAGCAGGACAUGCAGUCGCUGGAUGGUUUCUUGAACAUGCUGAUCCAUUAUUAAAAGUAUCAAUUAUUCCUCGAGGUAUUGGAGCACUUGGAUAUGCACAAUAUUUGCCAAAAGAUCAAUAUUUAUAUUCAACAGCACAGUUAUUAGAUCGAAUGUGUAUGACUUUAGGUGGACGAGUUUCAGAACAAAUCUUCUUUAAUAUAGUGACUACAGGAGCCCAGGAUGAUUUGCAAAAGAUCACAAAGAUGGCGUACGCACAAAUUUCAAUUUAUGGUAUGAAUCCAAUUAUAGGACCUUUAUCAUUUCAAAACCCAGGUGAAUCUGAACCACAAUUUCAAAAACCAUAUUCAGAAGAGACAGCUAAAAUGAUUGAUGAUGAGGUUCGGAAAUUAGUGGCAAUAGCUUAUGAACGCACUAUGAAAUUGUUAACAGAAAAAAAGAAAGAUGUAGAGAAAGUUGCACAACUUCUAUUGUCUAAAGAAGUUUUAAAUAAAGAAGAUAUGAUUACAUUAUUAGGGAAAAGACCUUUCAUAGAAAAGAAUCAAUCUGAUGAUCAUACAAUACCACCAGGUGGAUCACCAAAUAAUUAA
Molecule: messenger RNA, 2361 nt
Organism: Diversispora eburnea
Lineage: Eukaryota; Fungi; Glomeromycota; Glomeromycetes; Diversisporales; Diversisporaceae
Source: the annotation of a GenBank genome assembly